This is a messenger RNA of Colletotrichum costaricense, 366 nucleotides long. RefSeq lists its product as uncharacterized. The coding region runs from base 1 to 366 and encodes 121 amino acids. Lineage: Eukaryota; Fungi; Ascomycota; Sordariomycetes; Glomerellales; Glomerellaceae. The record is from RefSeq and is a predicted model, not a curated record. The transcript is spliced from 3 exons.
AUGACAAUCAAUUGCUUGAGCCUUGACCCAAGUAAAAGGCAUCCGCAAGUCUUCGUCCUUGCUGGCCACCCUGCCGCCCUGGGAGUCGAGCGCAAGAAUGCGCCAGGAACAGGUCAGGUUCAGGCACAUCGUCUCGACGUAUCCCAUCCCAUCCCAACCCGACUUCCUGGCCGCAACUCCAAUUUUGCCCGCACUUGUUCUUCGUCUGAAGACGAAGAAGGCGGCCCUGCGUUCACCACCGCCUUGAUGUAUCCCACCACGCCUGCCGACGGCUCGUCGACUAUCCGUUUCCGACCGGGUAUAUUGUUGCUCCGUUGUCACAAGGUAGUGAAUGAGGAUCGGUACGUUGCCUUACACCCAGGUUAG